AGCUAACAAGAGUCUCUGAAGAUUUGGAUUUUCUUUCUUUCACCAGAAAAUCAAGCCUCUUCUCUUCUAUUCAGACACUGCAAAUUUAGGGUUUUUAAUAGCAAGAACAUUUGCAGGGCAGUAAUCGAAGGGCAGAUUGAAUCUUGAUAAAGGAGUUUGGGAAGACAGAAGAAAAUGUCGGGUAUGGGAGAUGGGUAUGUGGGCACUGCCCAAGAUGCUGUGAGAAUCCGAAGGCUUGAGAAGCAAAGAGAAGCGGAGAGGCGAAAGAUUCAAGAGCUGAAGAACAAGAGUGCUUCCUCUAAAGGCCAACCUGGCCUCCUCCAAUUUGGCUCCAGCACCUCUGAGAUACUCGAGACAGCAUUUAAGAAGGAAACUGUUGGGUUGGUGAGUAGGGAAGAAUAUGUUGAGAAGAGGGUUAAUAUUAGGAGUAAGAUUGAAGAGGAAGAAAAAGAGAAGCUUCAGAAGUUGCAACAAGAGGAGGAGGAACUUCAGCUACAGAAGCUUAAGAAGAGAAAAGUGAAGGUGGACCCUCGGUUAUCCUUUUGUGAUGAUAUUGAGAAUUCCAACACAGAUGAAGAUGUAGAAAACGUUGGAAGGAAAGAAUCAGAAAGGCUUGGAUGUUGGAAAUUCGGGAAGGAUCCAACUGUUGAAACUAGUUUUUUGCCUGAUAGUGAGAGAGAGGCAGAGGAGCAAGCUGAGCGUGAAAGGCUACGGAAGCAGUGGCUUGUUGAACAAGAACGUAUUAAAAAUGAACCCCUUGAAAUUACUUACAGCUACUGGGAUGGGACAGGCCAUAGACGGGUUAUCCAGGUUCGGAAAGGAGAUUCAAUAGGGGAGUUCCUUCGAGCUGUACAACAGCAACUUGCACCAGAGUUUCGAGAGGUCCGGACAACAUCAGUGGAUAAUCUGCUAUAUGUGAAAGAAGAUCUUAUCAUUCCUCAUCAACACAGUUUCUAUGAGCUGAUUGUUAACAAAGCUAGGGGAAAGAGUGGACCGCUUUUCCACUUUGAUGUGCAUGAGGAUGUGAGGACAAUAGCUGACGCAACAAUAGAGAAGGAUGAGUCACAUGCUGGGAAAGUUGUUGAAAGGCACUGGUAUGAGAAGAAUAAGCACAUUUUUCCUGCUUCACGUUGGGAGAUAUAUGAUCCAACAAAGAAGUGGGAAAGGUACACUAUCCAUGGGGAUUGAUAUGUUGAAGCCAAAAUUACCCCUUCAGUGUUAUUUGAUUGCAGAACAGAAGUGCCUUGUAAAGCUAGAAAUGUAUCUUAUCAAUUGGACCGAUAUGAUAUAGAAAAACUUGUGCUUUUGUUUAUUAUUGUGCUAGAAACGUAUCUUACAAGAUCUGGAGUUGUAUGUUCUAUGCAUCGUUUUGGUUUUAUUUGCUGUUGCAGCAGAAUUUCUCUUUUUGUUUGAUCAGACCAAACCUGAGUGGAUGUGUAAUAGCUGAUUAGUGACUGUUGAUAGACAUGCAUGUUCAAUUUUCUGAUCAAACAGCUAUUUGCUAGCA
This is a messenger RNA of Coffea eugenioides, 1507 nucleotides long. RefSeq names its product protein XAP5 CIRCADIAN TIMEKEEPER. Bases 175 to 1188 code for a protein of 337 amino acids. Gene Ontology annotation, cellular component: nucleus. The transcript has 14 exons. Lineage: Eukaryota; Viridiplantae; Streptophyta; Magnoliopsida; Gentianales; Rubiaceae. Gene Ontology annotation, biological process: chromatin organization. The record is from RefSeq and is a predicted model, not a curated record.